UUAGAAAAAAUUCUUAAACGACCGAUUAAAUUACUUGAUAUAACUCAUGGUACUAUAUUUAAUAGUGAAAAGUGUCAAUCAGAUCGAAUGGUCGAAUAUUAUAAGGGUGAUACAUGGGAAGCUAUCAGUAAUGCCCUCAGGGGACCUCAAGCAAUCUGGCUUAUAGGACAUACAGAAAUUAUAGAAGCAUGCAAACAACUGAUUAAUGAUACAAUAGAUUGGCAAUAUCUGGAAAGAAUAAUCAAUAAAGAAAAGAAAUCAAUUCUUUCAGAGUCUCUAAAAGUUGUUGAUUUAGCAGAGCAGGUAUUUGGUGCAAACCAUGCUGGAAGCCAACUCACUAAUGAAAUCAAUGAAUGGUAUCCAAUAUCUGGAAAAGUAAAUAAAAAUAUAAGGCAAGCCUGUGUCGAGCAUGGGCAUGGUGGAUGCUGGAAUGUACCCGAUUAUCAUGUCAAUGAUGUCGUAUAUAUCAAUAUAAAAGAAUGUUAUCCAGCAAGUAUGCGAGGUCAAGGAAAAUAUACACCAUGGUUCAAUAGGUUCGGACAUCCAACACACUACCUUGUUCAAGUUGCAGUAAAUAGAAAAUUGCCAGAGGAUGAUAUCACUGGAUUUGCGCAG
Messenger RNA from Racocetra persica, 615 nucleotides. The record is from the annotation of a GenBank genome assembly. Lineage: Eukaryota; Fungi; Glomeromycota; Glomeromycetes; Diversisporales; Gigasporaceae.